Messenger RNA from Acipenser ruthenus (sterlet), 1613 nucleotides. Its product is annotated as apelin receptor early endogenous ligand-like. The record is from RefSeq and is a predicted model, not a curated record. Gene Ontology annotation, molecular function: apelin receptor binding. NCBI's taxonomy places the organism in Eukaryota, Metazoa, Chordata, Actinopteri, Acipenseriformes, Acipenseridae. The coding region runs from base 545 to 715 and encodes 56 amino acids. The transcript has 3 exons. Gene Ontology annotation, biological process: apelin receptor signaling pathway; heart development.
CAGAAGACCAAUGUUUCUGGGGCCCUAAAGUAUGCGCAAAAAGUGUGUUGGCAGGGGGGUCUUCCUGUCAGUUCCCUUACCUUCUACAUGUGGGGGCAAUAUGUGCAAUGCAAAGUGUAUCAGUUGCAAAUAGGGGAGGCAUCCCCGUUUUUAUAUUCCUCCCUCACAUAUAUGAGGGGGUAGCUACAGCUUUGUUCUGAUCGUCUUCUUGCUCAUCCACUGAGGGACAAUCACUGUUUACAUGGCUAUUUUCUUCUAGGAUUUGUUUGUCUGUAGAAAGAAAAGGGGUGUGAGUUUACAGCUUAUAAAAGAGAGGGGGAUAAGAGGGAGAGAGAGAGAGGCCCUCACAACAGCCAGUAACCAAUAGCCUUGCCUGAUGUGAUCAUUAGCCUUGUUAGCAAAUGCAGCAAGCCAGCAAUUCAGUCUGAGACUCGCCAAUGCGAUUAGAAUUGGGAUACUAGACUGCAGCUAACUUGGAAGGAUUUUUCUUUUUGCUUCAAUUGGAGAGUAACCAAGGAAUCUGUUCUACAUCAGCCUGACCAAAAUGAAAAUGAGACUACAGAACCUCUUCUACAUCUUUUUUCUCAUAGUGAUGAGUCUUUUACUUGUAAAUGGACAGAGGCCAGGAAACUUCACCCAAAGAAGAAAAAUCCAUCGGCAGCUCUGCCCACACAGAAGAUGCCUGCCCCUUCAUUCACGGGUCCCCUUCCCAUAAGGCCUAAAUUUCUGUGCCAAAACUGGGAAAAGAUGAGGAAGAAAUGGAGCCAACUGGUGCUGCCUGGACACAGAGACGGUUCUCAAAAGCACCUCUUCAGAUUCAGUUUACCAAAGCAGUCACCUUCAGACUGAUACCCAUCACCCUUCAACACCAAGCUACCGCAACCAAAUUAAAACUCUCAAAAGCAAAUAGACUUUCAAGAGAUUAUAAUUUAUUUACAAAGUACUACCCGGGAUUGUGAUAUGGAGAUGCUGCAUAUAGUUUCUGGAAGGGUAUCCUGCUUGCAGUUUAUUCGAUAUUUAAGAGAAAGUAUUAACAUAGCAAUCAUUUAACCAGUAUAGCCUAAUAUGUUAAUACAAAUUACAUGUUUUAUUAAUGGGGGUUUAUUUAGAGCCAUUGCCAUUGCUGGAUCAGGCCUGAGACCUUUGACUAAGGUCAAUAACUGCAUGCCUAACACAGGAAUCCCCAGGGUGUUUAAAAAAAUCAGAUUCCCUUGGCUCAGUCCAACUGGGUAAUACCAAGAUAGAGACACUGAACCAUUGCAAAAUGCUUGAGGCACUGGAAAUCAUACUGUAUCUAUUUUACUAUUAAUUCAUAUAUUGUUUGUAAUCGCGUGACUUUAACGAGUGUAAAGGAACUUCACUGUAAUCUAGGCAGCAUAAUAAUGUACAUGUUUGCCUGAUGAAGUAAAACAUAUCUAGAAACAAGUCAUUUUCACUUCUCUUUGUAUAAACUACUGUGCUAUCUGGUGUACAUACAAUAUCACACUGCUUUUCUGUUAGUAGUUAUAAUGUGUAUUAAAUAUGUAUUAGUAUAUAAGAAGUUUAUUAUGUAAGUUAUGCACUUCAGAUAUUUUAUUAAUGUCAUGUUAAUAAAAUUUGUAUACAGCUUUCAA